Molecule: messenger RNA, 1086 nt
Organism: Kazachstania africana CBS 2517
Lineage: Eukaryota; Fungi; Ascomycota; Saccharomycetes; Saccharomycetales; Saccharomycetaceae
Exons: 1
Coding region: 1-1086 (361 amino acids)
Cellular component (GO): fungal-type vacuole; cellular bud neck
Source: RefSeq, a predicted model, not a curated record
AUGACUGAACUGAUAAGGAGAAGUUUGCCCCAAUUGACAACAACGGCAACAACAACUUCCGCUGCUGCUGACGAUUCAUCAAGCGGUUCUGUGACGGAGGAAAUGCCUAGCAUCUUCACCACGACGUCAGGAAACUCGACUGUCUUGAUGACACAAUCUAGUUCCACUAUUUCGAGCGUCACUCCCACUAUUACACCUCCUUCUGCAGAAGGUAACCCUCACAUUUUUAGAACGUCAGAUAGGGAUGGUACAGUAUUCAUAGCAGUUGGCGCAUGUGCAGCCAUGAUCUUUUUGGCAAUAUUGAUCUGGUGGAGUAUCGUCACUUAUAUCUCACACAGAAACACGAAGAGAGCAUACUAUGACACCAUGGAGAAGAAUUAUGAUGUUACAACAAAUAACCCAUUUUAUGACAUUCCGAUUACCAAUAGCAGUGAUAAUGGGGAUGAUGCAGAUGAAAAACUUGUUGCUAAUAAUAACAGAAGAGGAUCUAAAAUAGCUUUAUUUGGUGCUAAUGCACAGAAAUCAAGUAGAAGGGAAUCGUGGGAUUCUAUUCCUAAUGCAUCUGCCGUUGAUCUUCUUAUGGGCGCAACAGAAACAAAAGAUCAGCAAUUUGGAUUUAAUUCAAUUCAGGAUAAUAUUCCAACUUACUACAACAGAAAUUCAUUGUUUAUUUCCCCAACAUUUGAAGUAUCAAAACAGAAAACUCCACAAAAGCCAUUCCAAUCACCUUCAAAAUUCGGAAAAUUGGCAGAUGCCAGUCAAGGCAAUCAAUCCACGAUAUCUUUAGUCUCUACAGAUAGCAAACCAGGCUAUCAUAGACCAGAAAGAGCAGCAUCUCCUGAAAGGAAAAGUAAAGUAAGAGAGACUUACCAUAGAAGGAACCAAUCAUCUCUAAGUUUCAUCGCAAGCCCGUCGAAGAUUAACGUACCACCAGGUGAUAACUUCGACUCAAACAAGUCUACAUAUAACACAGGUAACCACAUAAAUGAUAGUAGCGUUUUACAGACGCCAACAAAACCUAAGAGAUUUAAUGGCAAACCUACAGCAUCUUCAUUCCUUGACAACAUGUUGGGAGACGAGCAUUAA